Ictidomys tridecemlineatus (thirteen-lined ground squirrel) is the source of this 4821-nucleotide messenger RNA. It is a transcript of the gene Lrrc55, whose product is annotated as leucine rich repeat containing 55. NCBI's taxonomy places the organism in Eukaryota, Metazoa, Chordata, Mammalia, Rodentia, Sciuridae. The record is from RefSeq and is a predicted model, not a curated record. Gene Ontology annotation, molecular function: voltage-gated potassium channel activity; potassium channel activator activity; transmembrane transporter binding. Gene Ontology annotation, cellular component: voltage-gated potassium channel complex.
AUGGGGAGGGAGGGGAAGACCUGUCUCUGGCGGAAGCCACAAACCCGGGCAGCCUCAGCACCAGCUGAGUUUCAGAAAGCAGCAUUCAGAUUCUGUGAACUUUCUUCUAAGCAUCCUCUUUCAGAUUCCCCUUGGGGGUAAAAGAAGGGGCACAGGGACCACAGGACGGGAAACCACAGAAGAUGCUGGCCUGGGAUCCAGGAGACCUGGAAGAGGAGAGCCGGGGGAGGGGCAGAGCCGAGUAGGCAAUCUGUUCUGGAGCCAGCCAGCGAGCGAGCGGGGAUUCCAGGAGGAGAGAGGGAGACCCGUGUCUGCUGCAGAUUGAUGGCUGUGUCCUUGGAACAGAAGUGGAUUCUGCCUCCACCUGCUGAAUGCGGAACCACGAGGAGGCACCAGCUUGGAGAAGGAGCCAAAGCUCUCCUAGCUGACGCCUAGUCGUGUACCUCUAGUACCCAUGGCUCUUUCCAGCUCUGGUGACCUGGGCCAUGGGUGUUGUUUGGGAUCCUCCUCACCAUGAGGAACAAAGAGCAUCCCUGGGGAUUCCAGCAGCCACUGAGGCUAGAGAUUCAGACUUUCAGAAGGCCCAUGGAAUCCUGCUUCCUCCUGGGCUCCCUUCCCGAAGCUCCUACCCCAGGACCUCCUGGAACUCCACCCUGCUGGACCACAGAAGAAACGACCUCUGAGACAUCAAAUGCUGGAGGCCCAGGUGCAGCUCUGACUUCCUAAUCAGUCUCAGACCCAGACAGGGCUGAGGUUUCCUUAGAAGAAGUGCCAGGACCUUUAAAGGGCACCUUUCAUCUCUCCCUCGCCCUCCCUCCCACCUCUCAGACCUAGCACCAAGAGGAAGCACCCCACAGACAUGGGUGAGAGGGGCACAAAAGACCUGCAGGGACCCUCCCAGUACCUGCUGACAGCAGCUCCAGCUCCAUCCUGCUCUCCUUUCUUUCUCCAGUUUUGAUCAUCUUUUCAGACCCUGGGGGACCUUGGCUGGGUUUCUUGCCCCCUAGGCUCCAAAGGGGACUUCCUGUGGCUCUUGGGAAGUCCUUUGGUGCUUAGAGGUCCCCAGGAGACGUUUGGGCCAUGAUACCAUGUGCUCAGACGCCCCACUCUCAGGACCCAGGCCUCUGAUGUAGCCGCCGUCCUGCACACUGACUGUGGGAUCCACGGACACCAGCCUGAUGGGCUCCCUUCGGCACUGCCGCUGCCAGCUACCCAAGAUGGGUGACACCUGGGCCCAGCUUCCUUGGCCUGGACCUCCCCAACCAGCCAUGCUGCUGGUCUCCCUCCUUUUGGCAACUGGAGUGAUGCGCUCAGAUGCGGGAUCCAGCUGCCCGGUCCUUUGCACAUGCCAUAACCAAGUUGUGGACUGCAGCAGCCAGCGGCUAUUCUCUGUGCCCCCAGAUCUGCCGAGGGACACGCGCAACCUGAGCCUGGCCCACAACCGGAUCUCGGCCGUGCCGCCUGGCUAUCUCACAUGCUACAUGGAGCUCCGGGUGCUGGAUUUGCGCAACAACUCUCUGAUGGAGCUGCCCCCGGGCCUCUUCCUCCAUGCCAAGCGCUUGGCACACCUAGAUCUGAGCUACAACAACCUCAGCCAUGUGCCCGCUGACAUGUUCCGGGAGGCCCACGGGCUGGUGCACAUCGACCUGAGCCACAACCCGUGGCUGCGCAGAGUCCACCCCCAGGCCUUCCAGGGCCUGGUGCAGCUCCGAGACCUGGACCUCAGCUACGGGGGCCUGGCCUUCCUCAGCCUCGAGGCUCUCGAGGGCCUGCCGGGGCUGGUGACCCUGCAGAUUGGGGGCAACCCCUGGGUGUGUGGCUGCACCAUGGAACCCUUGCUGAAGUGGCUGCGGAACCGGAUCCAGCGCUGUACUGCCGAUUCUCAGCUGGCUGAAUGUCGGGGUCCCCCUGAAGUGGAGGGUGCCCCCCUGUUCUCACUCACCGAGGAGAGCUUCAAGGCUUGCCACCUGACUCUGACCUUGGACGAUUACCUCUUCAUCGCAUUUGUGGGCUUCGUGGUCUCCAUCGCUUCCGUGGCCACCAACUUCCUCCUGGGCAUCACAGCCAACUGCUGCCACCGCUGGAGCAAGGCCAGCGAAGAGGAAGAGAUUUGACGUAGGUGCCUGUCAUCCCUCCAUGCUGCCGACUGCCACUGCUGUUGACCACUGGUCACCCUCCCCAGCUGCCCACUCUGGUUCCAUUGUGCCCUGUCCACCUCAGCCAUGGUUCAGACAAGUUCUGGAAAACUUCAUGUGAGCAUCUCUGUCCACUUUGGGCCAGGCACUGUACUAGGAAGUGGGAAUGUAAAGAUGACUCCAACUCAGUCCCUGCCCUUGAGGCAUGAGCUUUGAGUAGAGGAGAGAAAUCCAGAAACUUUCCCUUUAUGACAAUACAUCAGUCCUCUGUGCACAUAGUUAUGGACGCCCAGAGGACAAGCCAACCGAGUCCAGGGAGAAUUGCAAGAGUGGACUGAUUUGUGAGAUGGGUCAUCAAAAAGUAUCCACUGUGUCAAGUAGACCAAGAAGGGUGGACAUGAGCAGAUGACAGAGGUCAGGAUACUUGUGGAAUACUGAGAGCAGUGGACCAUUCCUUGAGGUGUUAGCGUACACAGGGGUGUGGCACAGGGCCCAAACUUUCCCUCUGACACCCAACCUGUCUGCUCUCACUGCUGCCAACCAUUGCCCCUGGGGAGCAAGAAUGCCUCAUGCCAGCCCCUUGGCCUGCUCCUACCAGCAGCUACCAGGUGAGACCACUUCCCAGGGACUGCCCCCAAUAUUAUGCCACCAACUACAGCCCGCUAGUGAGGCCUGGGCAACAGGCUAAGGAUGGACACCCCCAGUGCCUGUCCUCCUACACCUGUCUUCUGCCUCUCACUCCGUCUUGGUUUCAGAAGAGGAAGGCAGGAUGCCCUGGAACUGGGCACCAAGAAUCCCGUCACCCUGAGACCCUAAUUCUGUGACUGUUCUUGCCGUGGUGCUCACACCAAGGGAAUCCCACCAGGAAAGUUCACGGUGAGCUACAGACCCAUAGCAUGACAGCCCCCAGGGCUGAAGGAGGACAAAGGCACCACCGUCGUGACCACAGGAGGGUUUGUAUUUUCUUCUCAGCAACUCGUCCAUGGAAGCAUUAGGGUAGGAGAGCUAUUGGUUACUGAGCCCUCACCAGUGUUAGGCACUGCGAUGUGGUGGUCUCUCCACAAACAGCUCCCUUUAGCACACGCAACGGUCUUUGGAGGAGAACAGUCCUUGUUCCCAUUUUACAGAUGAGGAAAUGCAGGCUCAGAGAGGUUAAAGUCGUGUGCUACUUCAUGAUCAAAACGAAGUCUGUGCUCCUGCUGCUGCCCCAUCCAAGUUGGGGAAGAGCACAGUUCCCUCCAAAGCUACAUGAAUUCGAACUCAAACUGUGCUGACAACAUGGCUAAAAGGGCCAGGCGUUCCUCCGGGAACUUUCGUAUCUAUUGACUCAUUUAUUUCAAUUCUCAGUAGCAACACUGCCUGGUGGGUGUCAUUAUUUCCCUUCUUCUGAUGAAUCCCUUGUCGAUGGCUGAGUCACUUACCGACGGUUAUCGGAUAAGCCCUAGAAGGAAGGUGAGAGCCAGCCCCGUUCAGGGAAACGAGAUCUAAUCAGUCAAUCAAAAAAAUCAAGUGACUGUGCAAAGCACAACUCACGUCGUCACUGUCGCCAUCUCCAUCCAAUCACCAGUUUCAUCGGCUUCAUCAUGAAUCUCCCCCAGAGAGUUCGGCACUGGAUGGUUCAGGAAGUGCUUUUGCAUCUUUCUCCUUGACUUUUCACAACCCUGUGCAGGAAGCAAACCAAACACCAAUAAUCCCAUAUUGCAGAUUGGAAAACAGAAGCUCAAGAUGGGUAGGACUUGCCUAAAUGGCAAGGUUGGACUCAACUCCAAUAUGGUUCUCUCUCCAGUGCUCUCCCAGGUACUCGGGAAAGAGAACACCUUGGCGGUCUGGAAGGUGAGGCCCUGGGGUUCAGCAGUCAUGAACGUGCUAGUUUUUGUGGCCUUCGUGGUCUCCAUCACUAGUAAAUCAAGUCAAAUAAAGGGACAGAUCAAGAUAUGCUCCACAGUGAAGCACAUCGCAGCCUUUUAUGUAUACAGGUAGCACAGGUAACACUUAAACAGGAGAUACCUGCUUUACAAAGUGCCAAUAAAGCAUUAGAUCUGUUGUGUAAAAAGUAUGGUCUUUGGAAAGCAGGAAAACAAGCUGUACUAUCCACUCCUAAUGAAAUCCCGGUGUAUUGUAUAUCAGGAGGUACCAAGAGAGCAGCAAAAACUAUAGGUGGGAACCUUUGCAGAAUGGGGAAAUUUUAAAGCACAAUCCAACAUGUGGGCACAGCUGGCCAGGGUGAAAAUGAACAUAGGGGCUUUCUACCUUGCCCUUAGUCCCAGCAGGUUUUCAUCAUCCCAAACUCUUGGUAGCCCUGAAAUGGAUUAAGGAGGACAUAUCAUCUUCCAAGAAGUCUCCCACCAUGCAUCUGCCCUGAGCUAGUCAAAUCAAAAUAGUCCCUAUGAACUUGAACCUGUGUCAUCUGGGUCUCACUUAUACCAUCUGAGGGAGUCCUGCCCCUCUGACAUCUGAAGCAAAACUGCGUCCUGUUCUCUCCUUCCACUAUGGCCAAGGAUGGUGGACUUAAGUUGUUCCUCGGUCAAGAACAGCUGAAAAGUAUUUGGAGAAGAACUUUUAGAAGUAAUGGUCAUGACCAAAUAGUUAAGCUUCUCAUAGAGGAACACCGUAGUCAUCUAUAAUAAUCUCCUGGGGACUGUGGUUUGCUGAAAUAUAGUUAAUAUAUUUUAAGAUAUGUACUUUU